CUGCAUGUCAGACGCAUGCCCGGAUUACGACACGUUAUAUGAAUAUUAUACAAUAGAUUAGAUUAGUUUCUACGUAAUACACCUUUACGUGACUUUUACGUGAUAAUGACCUCCUAAUCGGGAACGAAAGCAAUCGCAUAAACGUCCCUGACCUUACUCUCUUUUGACUUUCCUCUAUUUAUUUAUAAAAUAGAGAUAUUUGCGCGCAAGAAAAUAUGAUUGCUAUUUGUUACGCUUAUCAUCACAUAUACAUCUGUUACAAAAUCUUUCAGUGAUCUGUCAACUUGCAAUUAUAACCGAAUGAAGAAUUUGUAAUUUGAAACAGUUUUUAGCAGUUAAUGCGUGAUAAAAUCAAAUAUAUGAUUAGUCACAGUAAAUAAUCAUCCGUUGAUUCUGUCUUUUCAAACGUAAUCUUUGCAAUUCGUUCACAGUUGUCUCAUGAAAGUUGAUUGAUGAACGGUUUGUUUUAAAGCCGGGACCUGGAAGGAGUCUGCCUAACGAGAACGAGGAAAGCAACGAGGUAGACUCGACUUUCGGUCUCAUCUGUACAAAUGGAUACUCUUCUCUUUUCAGAGCUGGUUUCGUCCACUGCCGUUUUCUCCACCACCAUUUUCUAAUUCUUGACAUCAACAUUUGGCUCAGUCUUCAGCAGAAAAUCAUCAAUCUAAUUAAAAAAAUUGACUCUUACUUAUUAACAGAAACUUAUGAUAUCUUGACAAUUGAUUAUUAAAUACACACUCGCUACUUUAAUAGCAUAUUCACAAUUUUCGUAAUUUAAUCGACGCAUGUAUGGUUUAUAAAAAUUAAUUGUUCAUCUAAAAUCUGUCGAUCUUUAAAGCUCACAAGGAAUAAAUGCCGUCACCUCUUGUUAUCGUCGGAUAACAACGUUGGUUGGCGAUGUAUUCUCCUAAAUCUGUUCCUCAUCAUGUGACAACACCGACUACGUAUAUUUUACGAUGUCUGGUGGUUGUUACUAUGAUCGUCGCUGCGGCCACGUUUUUGCAUGUUAACAAUUAUAGGCCCAAACAAACAUUCCUAUCCUGUGACAGACCGUGUCAUCACUUGGAUUGGCCUAUGAUCUGUCGAGUGAAACUAACGUUAGAAGUCUUUCAAUCGCUCAGCAAAUCAUGUGGCGACUGUCCAUUGAAUCAGACGGCUUGCUUAGCUAAUCAUUGCAUUUCCGCGGAUGGACAGAGACGAGGUAUACUUACGGCCAAUCGCCAAAUGCCAGGACCUAGUAUUCAGGUUUGUGAAAACGAUAUCCUAGUGGUGGAUGUGAUAAAUCGUCUUCCUGGUAAAGCAGCUGCGGUGCAUUGGCGAGGACAAACGCAAAUGGAAAUGCCUUACAUGGAUGGCACUCCGUUGGUCACACAAUGUCCAAUACCAAGUUACACCACUUUCCAAUAUAAAUUUCGUGCUUCCAUACCCGGCACACAUCUCUGGCAUGCACAUGCAGGAGCCGAUGUCACGGAUGGCAUUAUCGGAUCGUUGAUCGUGAGACAAGCGGACCUUCGAGAACCUCAUCGCGCCCUUUACGACAUCGACGAUCCUAAUCACGUGGUCCUAGUGACCCAAUGGCAACAUUCGCUUCCGGAAGUACAGUUUAAUCAGGGUUAUUUAAAACCGGCGAUUCUUCUAAUCAAUGGGAAAGGUCGUCAACCCAACGGACCCGCAGUCCCUUUAAGCACAUUCACGGUCAUUCCAGGACGACGUCAUAGAUUUCGUGUCGCUAAUGCCGGAGGCGCUGGUGCAUGCCCGGUGACGCUUUUUAUCGAUGGCCAUUUGCUUCUCUUGAUCGCGCUUGACGGACAUCCUAUAGAACCACGACAAGUCACAUCUAUUACUUUGGCUAAAGGUGAAAGAGCGGACUUCGUCCUCAAAGCGAGCAAACGCAUCGGGUCCUACUGGAUGAAUGUGCACACAGCGAAAGAAUGUGGAACGAACACGAUAAAUGGCGUAGCGAUGCUCAACUACAAAGGCAAUUCGGAAAAUCCUGCAGCAACGGCGGAAGCUAUCGAUCAGCGUGAUAUUGACGAGAUAGGAACAGACCGGGUGGCCGUGACGACGAAUCCUACCGAGAAAUGCGGCGACCGAGAGAAUUUAUGCGCUAUGGAUAUUCAAAGUAUCCGUAAAAUCCCGCAGACCCUGACUAAGCCCGGAACGGACGUGACACUGUAUCUGCCGAUUAACUACAAGAUGCAAGCGACGGAACUGAUAGGUGAUGGUGGGACGGAGACACGAGUGUUGAAUGUGAACAACGUCACUUUCACAUUUCCGCCGUCACCGCUGUUGACCCAAGGUGGAGACGUGUCCCCGGGGAUGCUGUGCAUCAACAACGAGGAUGAUCUCAAUGAGAGCAACGAAACCAUGUCGCGACGCCGAUGUCGUCAAGUCGGCGACGUCGGCGGGGGUGACAUAUGCGAGUGUGUAAACGUGCGCCACGUGCCUCUCGGAGCAACUGUCGAGAUUAUUCUCUUGGACCAAGGCGGUUUGAAUGAUUUAGUUUAUCAUCUACACGGCUACAGUUUUUAUGUGGUGGGCGCCCGACAAUUUGGGCGAAGUGUAUCACUACAAGAGCUGAAAAAACUCGAUGAGAGAAGCCAACUGUUCUCGCGGAAUCUCGAUUGCGCAUUAAUCAAGGAUACCAUCGUCGUGCCUAAGUUUGGUGCCGUGGCACUGCGAUUUAAAGCCGACAAUCCAGGUUAUUGGAUGUUGCGGGAUGAGCACGCGACCGAUUGGACCCGUGGUUUGGAUGUUAUCUUACAAGUUGGAGAACCUAGCGACAUGGUGGCGGCGCCACAAGACUUUCCAAAAUGUGGAUCCUUCGUUGGACCCGAUUACUUUCUUAUAUAGACUGCUUAAUCGUUAAAUAUAUAAUUGUAUA
Trachymyrmex septentrionalis is the source of this 2884-nucleotide messenger RNA. RefSeq names its product laccase-4-like. Lineage: Eukaryota; Metazoa; Arthropoda; Insecta; Hymenoptera; Formicidae. The transcript is spliced from 9 exons. Bases 898 to 2853 code for a protein of 651 amino acids. Gene Ontology annotation, molecular function: copper ion binding; oxidoreductase activity. Gene Ontology annotation, biological process: iron ion transport. The record is from RefSeq and is a predicted model, not a curated record. Gene Ontology annotation, cellular component: plasma membrane.